GGAAGCUUCAAGACAAAUCUUCUUUUCUUUUACUCUAUGGACGGUGGUGGAAGCGAUUAAAUUGUUGCCUUUGGAAAAGUAGACACAAAGGACAAAGGUGAUUGAAGAAAAAAGCAGGAGAGCUUUACCCUGCCGUUCUUUUUUUUUUUUUUUUUGGUAGAAAACGAUACCCUUCAAUUAUUGCUAAUUUGCUAUAGAAAGUAGAAACACAGGAUCAUGGUUGUUAGAACUCAGAAGCAAAGUUGCCCAGCCAGGAGCUUCAUUUCAGUUUAUCUACUUUUGUGAUUUAGUCUUCUCUUCUUAUAUCUACAGGGUGAAGUUCUGGUUCGUCGUGUUUCAAGCUACUUUAUUUCAUUUCAUUUCUCCUCUUCUGUUCUUCCGAUCCAGACUACUGAGAAACAACUGAUCAAAUCAUCAAAUCAAGUUUCUGCUCCUGAAUCUCUCCUUAACAUCUCUUGAAAGGAAGAAAAAUGUUUACUUUUAGGCUUAUAGGAGGGAUUUUCAUCGUUCUUCUUCUAAAGAAACUCUUCGACAAAAGAACUGAUCAUGCUUCUGCAAAUGGAAAGAACGAUUACCAGUGCCACACAAAAGUCCGAGUCCGAGUCCGAGUCCUCUUCUUCUUCAUCGCUUCCCUCUUCUGGAGAGAACGACGCAGCAGCAGCAGCAUCAUCAUCUGCCACACAAGAGUGCGAUGAUUCCUCUUCUUCUGAGUGGGAUUACGAGGUAUUCUUGAGCUUUAGAGGUGAGGACACCCGCACCAAAUUCACCGACCACCUCUACAACGCCCUCCUCGAUAAAGGAAUCCACACUUUCAUGGACAACGAAGGACUCCGAAUCGGAAAAAAGAUCGGUCCGGCGCUUAUUCCUGCGAUCCACCAGUCCAAAAUCGCUAUCAUCAUCUUCUCAAAAGACUAUGCUUCCAGCAAAUGGUGCCUCCAUGAAGUUGCAGAGAUUGCGGAGUACAUGAAAAAGGGGGGCAAAAGACAAAUAAAAGCGAUGCCCGUAUUCUACGAUGUAGAUCCAUCGGAGGUCCGAAACCAGACUACUGGUAGCUCCUAUGGGAAUGCUUUUCGAAAGCACGAGAAGAAUUUCGACAAGGAGACUGUACAGGUGUGGAAGAAGGCUUUGAGAGAGGUUGGUGAAUCCAAGGGAUGGGAUCUGAAGAAUACUGUUGACGGGCAUGAAGGGAAGUUAAUAAAAUUAAUUGUUAACGAAGUUUGGAGUGAAUUAAGAAAGAGCCCCUUGACUAUUUCUGACAAUAUGGUCGGAAUUCAUUCUCAUAUAAAAGAAAUGAUGAAGUUGAUAAAUAUUACAUCUAAAGAUAGACGGAUUAUUGGAAUCCAUGGUUUAGGUGGCAUUGGUAAGACCACGAUUGCCAGGUGUGUGUACAAUACAGUCUAUCAUCACUUUGAAGGAUGUAGCUUUAUAGCAGAUUUUCGAGAAACUUUCCGAACAAAGGGAGCUGUCCAUUUGCAGAGUCAACUUCUCACUAAUAUCUUGAACCUUGAGAAUCCAAUCAUUACUAGUGUUGAUCAAGGAAUUGAUAUGAUCAAGCAAAGAUUAUCAAAUAAAAAAGUUCUUAUUGUUCUUGAUGAUGUGGAUAAAAAUCGUAACUUAGAUGCAAUAAUUGGGAAGCGUGACUGGUUUGGUUUUGGAAGUAAGAUUAUUAUUACGACUAGGGACAGGCAUGUCUUAAAUGUUCUUGAAGUAGAUGAAACUUAUGAGCCCAAUGAAAUGGAUUCAGAUCAAUCUCUUAAACUUUUCAGCAAAAAUGCCUUCAAAAUUGACCUACCUCCAAAAAAAUUUUUGAAUCUCUCAAAAGAUGUGAUAAAAACUACUGGAGGACUUCCUUUGGCUCUUGAGGUUAUAGGUUCUUAUUUAUGUCAUAAAACAGAAUCAACAUGGGAAGACACUGUGAAGAAGUUGGCCAAAAUUCCAAAUACUGAAGUGCUGACAAAGUUUAGAAUAAGUUAUGAUGGAUUAGAAGAUGAAGAGAAAUCGAUGUUUCUUGAUGUUGCUUGUUUUUUUAUCAGAAUGGAUAAGAAUAUUGCAUGUUACAUAUGGGAUGGCUGUGAAUUUUUCCCUAAAUCAGGAAUUGAAAAUCUUUGCCUGAAGUCACUAGUUAAGAUUGGUGAAGAAAAUGAGCUAAUGAUGCAUGAUCAGCUAAGAGAUCUUGGAAGGGAAAUUGUUCGUCAAGAAAACCCUAAGGAGCUUGGGAAACGUAGUAGGUUGUGUUUGCACAAGGAGGUAUUGGAAUAUUGAGUACUCAACAGGGAACAAGGAAAGUUGAAGGACUAUCUAUUACCUUCCCCUAUCGGGGAAAUAACCAAUGUAUGAUGAUUGAAUCCUUAGCCGCUAUGACUAAACUAAGGUUACUUCAGGUGGAUUAUGCCGAGCUUGCUGGAAACU
Molecule: messenger RNA, 2409 nt
Organism: Macadamia integrifolia
Lineage: Eukaryota; Viridiplantae; Streptophyta; Magnoliopsida; Proteales; Proteaceae
Product: disease resistance protein RUN1-like
Exons: 3
Coding region: 547-2262 (571 amino acids)
Biological process (GO): signal transduction; defense response
Molecular function (GO): ADP binding
Source: RefSeq, a predicted model, not a curated record